AUGCAAUCACUGUCGGAGGCGGUAUGCGAUCUUCGUACCCUGCUUGUUGAGCCCAGUGCUGAUCGAUUAGGAAACGGCGCUGCAAUGGGGUGGUUCCCUCGUGUAGUCUCUGUGAAGACUCAGGCGUCGAAUGCGUGUAUAACGAAGCAGAAAGCUCAAGGUGAGGAAUGGAUCUUGGAAGUAAACUCAAUACUCACGGGUUCACGCAGACCGCGAGGAGAGACUUCUUCGUCUGAGUUCUUUCGACGUCUCGAUGCAGUGGAGAGCUUUCUCUGGAACAAUCCCAGACUCCCCCCAACACCUCAAACAGGCGAAACCAGAAAUGGAUUUGCUUUCCCGGUCGCGCCCUCAGAGGACGAGACGACCUUUCAAUCUUCCAUGUUGAUCUCUUCCCCGUCACGAGCACCCCCGGCGGAUGUUUCCCGACUCAUCAGUGCUAACUCACCCUUCAUGCCACCAGAGCAUGACAUCCCCCCAAUGAGUAUUCCAAUUGGACACACGACCACAACGGAAUACAUGCUCCAUAUGAACAAAGUGAAGACGCUCUUCGGCGAGUUUCCACCGGAUCUAUUCAUCCGCGCCGAAUCUAAACGGCAUAUGCCGGACAAACUAUCGCUUGUCCCGGGAUCGAUUAGCGCCGAUCGAUUGCCUGUUCUGAAUCACGCACACAGCUAUCCUCUCGUGGAGGCAUACUUCAGAUAUGUCCAUAUCGAAAUGCCAAUCCUAGACAAAGACCAGUUCCUAACCCUCUAUGAUCGCCACGUCAGGUCGGGGUUGAAGGUUGAUUGUGACUCGGCAUUAUGCCUCGCGGUGCUUGCAUUGGGCUCUGCCAGCCUUGAGCAGGUUGAUCCGACAAACUCUAGUUCUCCAUACUGGGUACCUGGGGAAGACUACAUUUCACCCGCACUGCAGAUCUUGAUGAACGAAUAUCUGCUGUCAUUUUGCCCAACGAUAACCCUGCCUCAAAGCCUGAUCCUGAUCUCGAAAUAUUUUGGGUUCCUGCUGCGGCCCUUGCAAUCUUGGAAACUGAUCCACAUGGCUUCGACUAGCAUCCAGUACUUGAACAGCCGAAGUCAAGCUUCGCCGGAUAACCAUGAGUUGAAGUCCAGUAUCAUUCUACUGUCUUGGGCAGCGUUCGAUACCGAGUGUGACCUCAUUGCUGAGCACCACCUGCCGCGAAGUGGAAUUGAGCAUGUGAUUGAUCUGACCCCUUUUCCAACAUUCACAGACCACCAGGCCCAAGAGACGAAUCUCUUCCUUGCAGAACUUUCCGUCCGCCGCCUCCUCAAUCGUGUGCAUCACACAAUGUAUGCCAGUGACUGGACAAGGCGCAGCCUCGGUCUGCAGCCUGCCUCAAGUGAUAGUCCCUCUUAUGACUUUCAAUCACUGUCGAAUAUUCUCAGUGUAUCUCAGGAGCUUGACCGACAACUCAAUAACUGGUUCGACUUAUUGCCGCAGACAAUCAAGCCCGACAUGAAUGAUCCAUCUCGAUUCACUGGUCUACGCGUCAAUAUGCUACAUCGGUUUCACUCUGCCAAGGACAUCAUUACGAGGCCAUUCCUUCUCUGUGCCCUUGACUUAUCACCGGAAACAGAACUCCCGCCUAUGAUUCUUCAACAAUGCGAGGCAAGCAUAGUAAAUUGCAGGGCUUAUUUGGAGGCUUCGGUGCGCAGAUUGAUGUGUCCGACAUUUUGUGCAGAAAUCAUCAUUCAUACGAUGUUUUCUUCGAUCAUACUACUCACCUUGAGCUCUGUUAGCCCUGGCCUGGCACAUCUCGCUCAAGACAUUGAUGAUUUACAGAAGAAGACGAUCAAUACCAUUGAGCGAUUUGCGGUUGUCGGAUCCUCGAUAGAAGAGAUACAUGGCAUUAUUCUGCUACUACACAGCAAGACUCGAAUACUGCAACGGGCUAUGAAACACUCGUGA
This is a messenger RNA of Penicillium olsonii, 1926 nucleotides long. The record is from the annotation of a GenBank genome assembly. NCBI's taxonomy places the organism in Eukaryota, Fungi, Ascomycota, Eurotiomycetes, Eurotiales, Aspergillaceae.